Lineus longissimus is the source of this 1702-nucleotide messenger RNA. RefSeq names its product sushi, von Willebrand factor type A, EGF and pentraxin domain-containing protein 1-like. The record is from RefSeq and is a predicted model, not a curated record. Bases 30 to 1481 code for a protein of 483 amino acids. The transcript has 8 exons. NCBI's taxonomy places the organism in Eukaryota, Metazoa, Nemertea, Pilidiophora, Heteronemertea, Lineidae.
GCCGAGGAACCGGUCUCACUUUUCAUCUAAUGGCCAUGAUGUCAAGUAAGAUAUGGCUGGCGAUUUGGCUGGCGAUUUUACAGUGUGACCAGCAAGUCCUGGCGGACAUGGGAGACUUUGAUGACCUUGAUGACUCUCUGGGUGAUGGGGCUGGACUCGAUGGAGGGGCCUCCACAGGGGGUUCAUCUACAAAGAAUUGUCCAUUACUCAACAUAACGAACGCGGUUCUCGCAACGACCGAUAGGAACGUGGGAUCAUUCAUGUUGUUUACUUGUAUCCAUGGUUACAAGAAAUCAGGAGGAAGUGACAUGAGAGAAUGCAAAUCUGACGGAAAAUGGGCUGGAAAGGACAUCGUCUGCAAAAUUAUAACAUGCCCGUCGGCACCAUCCGUUUCGAAUUCAACCAAAGUCGUCACCAAAGCUUCAAGCAGUGGAACUCCAGUCCUCGGCACAACCGUCACUUACAAAUGCUCCAAGUAUUAUUUACCUUCGGGAAAUAAAACCCGGGAGUGUCUGAAAAGUGGUGAAUGGUCCAAAUUAAACUUCAGAUGUAACGAAAUCGAGUGUCCCGAACCACCAGCAAUACUGAAUGCGAUCAGGACACCAACGGGUAGACUAAGUCAAAAAGUCAAAAAGGUUGGUGGCGUUGUGACGUACUCUUGUAAAAAAGGAUACAUUCCGAAGGGGUCAGGCCGGAUCACGUGCCAAAAUAAUGGAACAUGGACGAUCGCCACUUUAACCUGCGACGGUAAUUGUGAAUCUCCGGCAAAACUACCAGGCACGACCUUGAUGGGCAAAUUGAACUACCACAUAGGUUCCACCGUCACUUAUUUCUGUAAACCACCUUUGGCGUACCCACUCGGUUCAAAUCACAGCUCCGUUACCUGCCUCAAGAACAGGAAAUGGUCAAAACCAAAUAUUAAAUGCGUUGAGUACAACUUCACGCUCGGGAACUGUUUUGGACAUGACAUCCACCCAGUCCUUCAUCUAAGCGCGAAGCAAGGAGUUGAAGAAUGCCUCAAAAAGUGCGCACAACUGCCAAAAUGUCAAACAUUCCUGUACCUCUCCAAGAGCGGUCGCAAGCGAUGCUAUCUCAAAUAUGUUGAAUGUCCGGAUAAGAAGGUCAAGUGCCAUGGCCAUCCCGAUUUCAAUCUUUACCGAAAGGUUAUUCACGAAGAGGAAUACACAAAGCGUAUGCAUAAGAAAAUCGCCAAGUGCUUUAGUCACACAUACGGAGAUUGCUACGGACGCGACAUCAUUAACUUUGGAGAUGUGAAAUCAACUAGGCGGUGCUUGGCCAAGUGUUGGCAACGAGAUAGCUGCAAGUCUGUCUUGUACGUCAAACGAAGAUCGCGGUGCUACCUAAAGCACUAUAAAUGCAAGCCGAACCAGAUAUCUUCGAAGAAGAAGAAGGGCCUCCAUUAUUUCACGAAAAAAAACAGUGUCAUUUGCCGACAACUUCGAAAAAGAACUAAUCUUUGAAGAGGAACCAACAUACACGACAUGCCCUUAUAGAAACAAAUCGAUUGCAUAAUAUUUUUUAUUAGAAGCCCACUCUUAAAAACACAGAUGCGCAUUCAAUUUUCUAGCUGUUGUGGGAACUACUGAUAUGGUACUGAUAAUUAUAACCACCUUAAACCAGAGAAGUUGCCAAAAGUCACUCAUGAUCACAUAAAUACAGAAGAUUGAAGAUAUUUCAACAA